Molecule: messenger RNA, 1500 nt
Organism: Hydatigera taeniaeformis
Lineage: Eukaryota; Metazoa; Platyhelminthes; Cestoda; Cyclophyllidea; Taeniidae
Source: the annotation of a GenBank genome assembly
AUGCCCGUGCAAACGGAAGUUAUUCCUAUGUUCUAUGAGGGGUGCGAUAUGCUAGUUGGUUCACCAACGGGUUCUGGAAAAACAGCCGCUUAUCUGCUCCCGAUUUUAAAUUUUGCUGCUUUUGCUGAAAUUGAAUCCGCUCCACAGGAGAAGCACACAGUUCGCCCACAUUCUAUUGUUGUUUCUACGAGUCAAGAACUAUUGGGUCAGAUUUGGAUGGAGGCAAUGAAACUGGGUCAGAACUUGUUUCCUAAGCAUGGAAAGAUUGCAAUUCUUCGGCGCAACCACUAUAAAGCGAAAGGAAAACAGAGCGGGGAAACAAGAAUUAGUCCAAGAAAGGUUCGCGAAUUACGACUGCCUUCAGAUACGAGGGUUCUAAUCACAACUCCGAAGCGGUUGGCGAUGUUGUUGAAAAGGACUGGAACGCAGUGUCCUAUUAACUUCUCUCACCUGCGCUGGCUAGUGAUUGAUGAGUGUGACAAAAUGCUCGAGUCGAAUAUUGGUGAGAAUGACUUCGGUCUUCGCGCCUUUCGGUCUCAACUCACUGCCAUUCUUCACAGUAUUCGGGCUCAUACUACUGAAUUUCCCAACGUUGCACUCUUCUCCGCCACUCUCACUUCCUCUGUUGCUGCUUGGGCGACAGAAGAACUGCGUAGCACCAACGCCUCUCCAUUAAGGAGCCUAGUGAAGAUUCAGCUUGGUGAUUGUAAUGCGGCGGUUCCUUUCGUAAGGCAGGAGCUUCGUUACUGUGGCUCGGAGCAGGGAAAACUGUUGGAGUUACGUAAAAUGCUUAUUGACGGACUCGUUUAUCCUUGUUUAAUCUUUACUGAAUCUCGGCAACGGGCUGCUGAUCUGUUCAGAGAGAUUAAUCUCUGUGAUAAACUUAUUUUUGCCAGCAUUCUUUCAAGUGAAAAGAGCGAAGCACAGCGUGCCGCUACGGUGAAGGCAUUUCGUGAAGGUAAGGUCAAUGUUCUCAUUUGCACCGAUCUCCUUGGUCGAGGGAUGGACUUCAAGAGCCUGAUGAUGGUGGUGAACUACGAUCUUCCACCUUCUCCCGUUGAAUACAUCCACCGUGUUGGUCGAACUGGACGGGCCGGCCGUGCAGGUGGCCGUGCAGUCACCCUUUGGACGGAUGCUGAUUUGCCGCAUAUGGACUCUAUUCUGGACGUGAUGAGUAGAAGCGGUGUUGAAGUAGACCCAGACCUUCAACGGCUUGUGGCGGUUUGGAAGUCGAGAAAAGCAAAGCAGAUGCAUGCAUGCGCGUUGGGAGGUGUAGUCUCCCAGCGCAAAGGCGAGCGUAGGCUGGUUGCCAAGUUGGUGUCGAAGGGGUCGAGAAGCGAGUUUAAUCGAAAAAGAGGCCUUCUUCGACCUUGGAAUCCUCAUCGGGAGAGCAUCACUCAGGUACCAGGCUCUAAAUCUCGUGACCUUAGCAUUGCAAACGGUGGGUUGAAUGUUGAAAUUAGGACAAAAAAGAGGAGAAUCCAUAAAAGGACAGCUUAA